AUGAUCUAUGCGACCUUAUUGUACCUCUCAGACAAGCCCAACUAUCCUCUUCUCAGGACACUGCUGGACUCCCUUCAGCAAGACCUGCGCUUCUUUAUUGAUCCUCCAGAUGGCAGUAAAGAUCAUCCGGCCACAAGCUGCCUGGAGCUGAUGAUCAGUUUUCCAAACCUAACCAGUGGAAUGUAUUAUAUCGACCCCAAUCAGGGCAGUUCUGCUGAUGCUUUAUGGGUUUAUUGUAACCUCAGUGAAGGACAGACAUGUUUGUCUCCUCUGCAGCCACAGAUGCCUAUGAGAUCCUGGCUCAAAGACGGCACAUCAGACUCUUUCACAUGGUUGAGUACUAUAGAUGGCGGCUUUCAGUUUGAUUACACAGAGACCAGUGUGGUGCAAAUGCGAUUCCUCCGACUGAACAGCAGGAUCGUGAAGCAGAACAUCACAUUUUCAUGCCAGUCAACAGCCACCAGGGUUUCAAUGAAGAGACAUAAAGUUCCUCGCCGACUCGAGAAGACAGAGCUUCUUGGGAACAUUACUGGAUUGUGA
Molecule: messenger RNA, 540 nt
Organism: Danio aesculapii
Lineage: Eukaryota; Metazoa; Chordata; Actinopteri; Cypriniformes; Danionidae
Product: collagen alpha-2(I) chain-like
Exons: 5
Coding region: 1-540 (179 amino acids)
Molecular function (GO): extracellular matrix structural constituent
Source: RefSeq, a predicted model, not a curated record